AUGGAUCUAUUCUUAGGCAUGCAUACUCGCAUUGAAGAAUACGAACACACGCCUCGGCUGUCCGUCCACGUUGACACCCCUGGAGUCUCAUUUUUUGAGGCUGAAGGUCUUGGGACAGGUGACCUUUACUGCGUUGAGGAAAUGAAAAUGAAAUACAAAGGAAUCAAUUUCCCUCCGUGCAGUGGAAAAAAUUCAGAGUUUUUCCCUGUUAGUGUCUCACUCUUAAACAGUCAUAGUAAAGUUCAAAAUGUGGCUGAUUGGGACAGGCUUUUUGAGCUUGAACGCGAGUUGCAGUGCCUUGGUGAAGAGGUGGAGGCUUUUUUCCUGCGUUGGGUCAGUCUUCGGUGCUUGAAAAGCCUCUGGGCUCGGUAG
Trypanosoma rangeli is the source of this 372-nucleotide messenger RNA. RefSeq lists its product as uncharacterized. NCBI's taxonomy places the organism in Eukaryota, Euglenozoa, Kinetoplastea, Trypanosomatida, Trypanosomatidae. The record is from RefSeq and is a predicted model, not a curated record. Bases 1 to 372 code for a protein of 123 amino acids. The transcript has a single exon.